ACUCCCCAUGUGCUGAAAGCCGGAGUCAGAAAGGAAAGAGGACUCUGAGACUCUCUGUGUGCUAACAGGAAAACUAAAUUCUAUCUUAAGUACUGCAACUGAAAGCGCUGGAAAAUGUGUAAAGGAUUAGCUGCCUUACCCCAAACCUGCCUUGAAAGGGCUAAGGAGAUCAAGUCAAAGUUGGGAGUUUUACUGCAGAAGCCGGAAAAUGCCAUCGACCUCAUCAUCCCUUACCCGGAGAAGACUGAGAAGAAGCCGGAGAAGCUGCAGAAGCCUACUCCUGAUGAGGCUGCUCAGUGGCGCGAGAGUCUGGACCGAGUCCUGAACAACAGCUAUGGUCUGGCUGCUUUCCGUAGCUUCCUGCAGUCUGAGUUCAGUGAUGAGAACAUUGAGUUCUGGAUGGCCUGCGAGGACUUCAAGAAGACCAAGAACCCUGUGAAGAUGGCUGCCAAGGCCAAGAAGAUCUAUGAGGACUUCAUCCAGUCUGAGGGACCCAGAGAGGUGAACAUUGACCACUUCACCAAGGAUGUGACCCUGAGGAACCUGGUGGAUCUCUCUCCUGUGACCUUUGAUCUGGCCCAGAAGAGAAUCUACGCCCUGAUGGAAAAGGAUUCCUUCGGGCGUUUCCUCCGGUCUGACCAGUACCAGGAGCUCCUGGUCAACUAAGCCUGAGCAGGAGUCGGAGGGGCAGUGGUUAUGGGGUGGGGGGUGGGGAGGUUUCAAAUAGCAGUUACUCAACAUGACAAUAUUAGGAAACAACUUAUCAUUUUUUUUAAUUAAAUAUUUCUAAUAAACUACCACUGUGUGUGAGAGCUCGAGAACCGAAGACCUUUCUUUUUUUCAAAAGAUCCAAAAAGAUUAAGGGGAAAAAAAUUCAAAAUUAUAUUUCAAAAUAAGAUAAAGGGAGGACUGCCUUUUGAAAUAGCCCCACCUCCCCACUGAACACACACACUUUCCUGAACUUGUAUCCAAGUGAGGACCUUCAGCAGUUGACAACAAUCAACAGCUUAAAACCUCACAAAAGGUAGAGGUACAGGAACACACACACACACACACACACACACACACAAACAUACGUGGUCAGUAUCCACAUCAAAACAGAUACCAAUGUGUUACUAUGAAGAACAUACAACUCUACAUUUUCAGUCAGGCCACAAAGUCAGUUCUUCAACAUUUGGACUCAUAUGUAAAGUGUGAUCAUGAUGUUAUCCUCAGAAGACAGUACCUGAGAUAUAUUUGUGCAUCAAGGUGUUGUAGCUUUGCCAGACCUGCCUUGACAGAUUGAUAGUUAUGUGUAAGCUUGAGCUUAUUGACUGUCAUCAUUUUGCAGAACCCUCCAAGGAUGACUUUCUGACAAAGGGCAGUAACAGUGUUAGCAAAAAGGAGGUCUGUGCUGGCAGUGGUUUAGAUUACCGGUCUUACCUUGGCCUGCUCCAUGUUGUCUUUACUAUCAACAAACAUUAUCCAGUCUGGAAAAUUCAAAGCAUCCCAAGUAGACCAGUCACAGUUUUCUACUGUUUGCACAUCCCAAAGACUUCCGGCCUGUACUGUAGGCUUAUGUAGCACAACACCUUGAUGCAUUAGUAUAAAUUAGCUGUAAUGCAGGGCCCGAGGCCAGAAAUCCACCUGGUGCCCUUAAAGGAACACUUUAUGAAAAUCAUAUGGUCUGUCAUGUCAUCAACAUCUGAGGCAGCCACCUAAAUCACCUAAACCUGAAAACGACCGUGCCUUAAUGUAAAAUUGAUGCAGAUGGUGGAGUGUUUUUUAUUGGAAAGCAAAUUUUUAGUGGGGGACACCGCUGCAUAGAGGCCAACUAAAAUGAAAAACAAUAGCAACAACAAAGUUUUGACCCUCCUUCCCUUUCUGCAGACGUAAGUCUUACUCAUCAUUGAGUGCUUUGUGGUCUUCCUAAGAAGACUCAGAGAUGUUAGUGUAAUUUUGAGUGCCCGGAAAGAAUAUGUCUGCAGGAGCAAAUACAAUGGGGAACUCUAAAUAGUGUGACAUUUACACAGUUGGCUGUUUUAAAUCAAUGGAUUCCUUGAAUGAGUUACAGCAAGGACCAAAUAUUUUGUCACUUUAAUAAAAGGAGCCUGUAACAUAGCAAACCCUCUACAAGUAUCAAUGCAUGACUAAAGAUAAUCACAUAACUUUAUCUCUUCCACUCUCUCACACUCACAGGGACAGCACGUUUGGAUUUUCACCAACCCCCCACCCCCACCCCCACCCCAGGCCAUCCUUGAGAACAGUGCUGACUAGUUGGCUCAGUGGUCGAGCUCCUUGGCUACCACUUAACUGCAAGUUGCUAAGAUGGGAAAAUAAAGUGGGAGGGAAUCUCAGAAAAAGAAGUGAACAGGGCGGUAGUUAUAUACAAAGAAAGGUCUUUUUCCCAUGUGAUAAUACCAAAGUUCUAUGUAUGCAUGCUAAGAAGUUAACCAGUAAAAAAAAAUAAAACAUGGGAAACAGAACUUGCAGGUUGGUUUUCAGCACUAGACAAAGACAAUACUGGUGAAGCCGGAGCACAUCAUAUUUAAAGUCUAAAAUCAAUGUUUAAGUCAUUAAGGAAAUUUAAGGAAAUAGUGGCAUUACAAUCAGACAAAAUAGUCACACUAUAAAUCCAAUAUUUUAUGUAAUUUUUAUGUUAUUUUUCAGGUUAACACUCUACACUUUCAACCACAAGUUGUUAUUCACCACUACACACUGUAACAAAACACUGUUAUUAACCUAACUUACACUAAGCUGAGACAUAGACUGAUAUGAUGGUGGAGUUGGUGUUGGUGUGCAAUGUUAAAGUGUUCUAAAUAUAUACAUUUAGUUUAAUGUAGCAAUCAUAAAGUAACUAUAUUUACUCGUUAAUGCUCUUUUUACAUUAAACGAAAGUUUCUCUGUGUCUUAACCCAAACAAAAAUAUUAUCUAGAUAUUCAGCAUUAUACAAGUCCUUAUUGUUCCCAUGAUCGCAAAUGAUCCAAACACUAAAAAUAUGACAGGUCAGGCGGUCAAGGUGGUUCAACACAUUAUUUUUGUGAAUUGAUUUCUCAAAAAUAAACAAGUGAUCUGUCAUUGGAACCUAAAAAAAUCUAGUCUUAAUUUUAAACAGCAUUGACAAGGGGUUGCUAUGACACAGAUUGGCCAGUCUGGUGUCGUAACCUGAAGUGUCACACAUCAAAAUCACAGACAAAUCAAUAAGGGCUUUAACAGUGCUGAGUAUACAUUAUUCGAUGUAGCCUUGCAUGUAUGUUUUGGAGUCGUCCACAUAAAAAUAUAUAUGCAUACAAUUCCUGAAGAUGUAUUUAUUUUUACGUGUAAAUAUCUACUAUUUACAAACUAUUGUGUCUAAGUUAUUCUUAAAUACAACAAUGGAAUCCAUGAUUCUUUGAAUGGAGAGCUGGCAAGGACUCUUCCCAGGGUCUUUUCUCUGUUAUAAAAGAGGAAACGUCUGA
Molecule: messenger RNA, 3438 nt
Organism: Lates calcarifer (barramundi perch)
Lineage: Eukaryota; Metazoa; Chordata; Actinopteri; Centropomidae
Gene: rgs5a
Product: regulator of G protein signaling 5a
Exons: 5
Coding region: 115-666 (183 amino acids)
Source: RefSeq, a predicted model, not a curated record